AUGAAUCCCCUUGACAAAAAAGUCGGUAUCCUCGGCGGCGGCCAGCUAGGAAGAAUGUUAAUAGAAGCGGCACAUCGAUUAAAUGUGGAUGUUACUAUCGUUGAUCCACAGUCUGAUUCUCCUGCUAAGCAAAUAAGCAACAAAUCUCAUAUUGAUAAGGAUUUCAAGAGAAGCGAUGCUAUAAUUGAACUAUCGAAUAAAGUAGAUGUUAUUACUGCUGAAAUCGAGCACGUAGAUACUAAAACUUUGUCUGAAAUUGUAGCCAUGCAAAUCUCUCAAAGUGAAAUUUUGAGGGCUGGAAGUAGCUUAGAAUUGCCUGUUACACAGGAUGCCUCGGUAAAUUCUAUCCACACAUACGUUUUACCUUCUCCAAAAACUAUUGAGGUUAUUCAAGAUAAAUAUCUGCAGCAUAAGGUUUUGUUUGAAAAUGAAAUCCCGGUAGCUGAAUUUGAAGCCUGUAACAAUUAUGAGCAUGCAGUCAGUAUCGGAACUCGAUUCUCAUACCCUUUAAUAUUGAAGGCGAGGAGAGGUGCUUAUGACGGAAGAGGAAAUGUAUUUGUUAAUUCAGAAUUAGAACUUAAAGAAGCCUGGGAUAAAUUAAGCUCAAACUUAGUCUCUAGCACCGGCGAAGAAAUUAAAGAUUCUGGGAUUUACGCUGAAAAACUUAUUUCAUUUACAAAAGAAUUGGCCGUGAUGGUAGUUAAAGGAAUUGACAAUGAGAUCGUUUGCUACCCUGUUGUUGAAACUGUUCAAAGUAACAAUAUCUGCAAUCUGGUUAUAGCCCCGGCUCCAAUAAAUGGACUUAUUCGAGAAAAGGCCGAAAAAAUGGCUUGUACCGCCGUUAAAGCAAUUACUUCAGUUCCAACUAGCAUUAAUCUUAAAGUAAAAAGUGGUGAAGCCCCUAUUUCGAUAGAAAAAAUUUCAAAAAGCGCCGGUGUGUUUGGUGUUGAACUAUUUUUGCUUGAUAAUGGAGAGGUGAUUGUUAACGAGAUCGCUCCUCGCCCUCAUAAUUCAGGUCAUUACACUAUAGAAGCCUGUGAAACUUCUCAGUAUGAAAAUCAUUUGCGCUCUGUAUUAGGCCUUCCUUUAGGCUCAACAAAGCUAAAGGUUAAUUUCGCUGCUAUGGUCAAUAUAUUAGGUUUACCAAAUAUAUUCAAUGUGCCAACACCUUGCUAUAAUAGCACAGAAGUAAUGAAAUCAAUAGUUGCUGAUACUCUGUCUGUCCCUGGUUCAACUGUACAUAUGUAUGGAAAGAAAGAAGCAAAAGUCGAUAGAAAAAUGGGCCACGUAACUAUUGUCGCAAAUUCCCCUGUUGAACUAAGCCAAAGACUCCGUGCUAUUUUGUACAUUGUUUCUGGAAAAAACUACAAUAACGUUCACCCUACUCAAUUUAAGCAAAUCCUUGAUUUAAAUACUCAAAAUAUCGAGAAUACUUAUGAUUAUAAGCCGACUCCACUCGUUGGAAUCAUUAUGGGUUCUGAUUCUGAUCUUCCAGUCAUGAAGCUGGCGGCUGAUCAGCUCAAAUCUUUCGGCGUUCCAUUUGAACUUACUAUUGUUUCAGCACACAGAACUCCAGAAAGAAUGGUUGAGUAUGCACAAUCUGCUAAAAAAAGAGGGCUUAAAGUUAUCAUUGCAGGCGCUGGCGGUGCUGCUCAUCUUCCUGGAAUGGUAGCUGCACUUACUCCACUUCCUGUUAUUGGCGUUCCUGUAAAAGGUCGUUGCUUGGAUGGUGUUGAUUCUCUUUAUUCAAUCGUUCAAAUGCCUCGUGGAAUACCAGUUGCAACAGUCGCUAUAAACAACGCUGAUAAUGCUGGGCUGCUAGCAGUUAGAAUUUUGGGAGGAACAUUUGAUUUAUACUCUACUGGUAUGCUAGACUAUAUGGAUAGAAUCAGAAUAGAGGUUGAAGGGAAAAUAGAAAAGCUGGAGUCUGUUGGCUAUGAAAAUUACUAA
Molecule: messenger RNA, 1950 nt
Organism: Smittium culicis
Lineage: Eukaryota; Fungi; Kickxellomycota; Harpellomycetes; Harpellales; Legeriomycetaceae
Source: the annotation of a GenBank genome assembly